AUGGCUGAUAGCGUUUUUGGUUUGGGAGGAAAUGCGGCCAUCUUGGCCCAGAGGCUCCCUGGCCUGGUCGAGUCCGUGCUGGAGUCCAGGCAUGCGGAAGAGCGAGGGUUUGACCUUCAUGACGCUGCUUUCGUGGUGGCGGCGGUGGAGCGGUUGAUCUUCGAUGAGGAAAGCCACCUGCUUGCCAAAUCCUAUGAGGCCCAGGGCCAGACUCCCCAGAAGGCCCUGGGCGAGGCGGAGAUGCAGCAGGUGGUGGAAGACUACCUGGUUCGCUGGUUGAUGGGAGAUGACGAAGAAGGUACGAAGUUGCUGCUGGACAACCGGACCUUGCUGGAGACCUCAUUUCCACAUUGGAAAGAUCUCGAAGCGUUCGGACAUGGCCAGCUGAGGGCGCUGACAUAUGUGCAGCAAAAGUCGCAGCCACUUUCCGGCAAAGCCUUGCAGACAAGGUAUUCUUACCAAGAUGCCCACGAUGUUGCCGGCAGCAUCACUCGGUCCUUCGCCUCCUUCUGGCAAUCCGAGUGCACCGGACUGAAGGAGUCGCUGGUGGCCAUGGACCCCUUCCACACCGGGCGCGUGCCGCUGUCGAAGUUCUACGGCACAGGCCUCGACGAAGACUGGCGCUUCGGCGAGUCUGAGUCCUACUUGAGAGAGCUCGGGGCACUGGACGAGACGGGGAUGCAUGGCAAGCAGGUCAUCAUACCCAACUACAUCCAAGCUGCCUCGAACUGCAUCGUCACGACGCAGCACUACAUGGUAUGCUGCACCACUGACUGCAAUGACAUCAUGACAGAGAUCGAGUCGGAGAUCGCUCAGCCAACUGCCCAGGCUGCCCGCAUUCUCGAAGUGGUCGGCAACAUGACGACAGUUUCCUCUUUGGAGGACGAAGGCGAAGUCCGGAUUGAUGACGCGCUGGCUGCGCAGCUGAGAAGCAUCGAAGCAGCUAAUGGUGGAGAGGUGCCGUUGCACGGUCGCUUGUACUUGCAAUGGUUGCACUAUGUCUUCCCGCGCGAGUGCCCGUUCCCCCACAAGACAGGCAGCACUGCUGUGACUGCACCGUCAGAGUUUAGCGGCGAGUAUGUGGCCACCCUGCAGGAAAUGCAGGCGAUGAGAGCCACCGAGAAUGACACAGUGCUGCCACACAAUGUGACCCUGGCGAAGGAAGAGCUUCAGUGGAUGUCGCAAUGGAGCGAGGAGGAGGAGCUCUUGCUCAGCUAUGAAGGACUGUCGAACACUGUGAGUUGGAGGCGUCGUUUGAUAAUCGGUGGCUUCUUCGCGCUGCUGGCAGCAAGUGUUGCGGGGACAGUUAAGAUCUCGCACCACAAGGCCAGCGGCUGUCACCGUCAACUGCCUCUAUGA
This is a messenger RNA of Symbiodinium sp. CCMP2592, 1359 nucleotides long. NCBI's taxonomy places the organism in Eukaryota, Dinophyceae, Suessiales, Symbiodiniaceae. The record is from the annotation of a GenBank genome assembly.